CAUCCCGACCGUACCCUUAACCGCGGGCUCGAUCAGCUCUGCCAAGCAGAUGAGCACAAUCCCAGAUACGGCCGAACACAGGCGCCUCACCGGCGGGCUCGUUGGCCUGGAAGUGGAACGGGGAGGCGGUGUGCGCGAUGCCGUCCAUGCCCUUCACGGCCUCGUCAAACGCGCCAUCCUAUCGCAGCGUCGCGUGUGCGCGUCAGACGAAUAGCAACAGGGGGCUGCCGUGACGCACAGCCGUGAUGUCGGGAACAAUAACCACUUCAAACCGCUCGCCGUACGCGCUGAAGGUGUCCAGCAGGAACGUGCGGACCACCCACUGCGCACAGCAGCUCAGAUCAGUCGAGAAGACAGGGGACGAUGACAGGACGGACGACGGCGAUGAAUCCGUUGGCGCCAGAAACGAGAAUUUUACCAGAAGAAGACAUGGAGGGCAUUUUGGUCUGUAAAGAUGGGG
Mycena citricolor is the source of this 460-nucleotide messenger RNA. The record is from the annotation of a GenBank genome assembly. Lineage: Eukaryota; Fungi; Basidiomycota; Agaricomycetes; Agaricales; Mycenaceae.